Colossoma macropomum (tambaqui) is the source of this 3337-nucleotide messenger RNA. It is a transcript of the gene fam234b, whose product is annotated as family with sequence similarity 234 member B. Bases 50 to 2041 code for a protein of 663 amino acids. NCBI's taxonomy places the organism in Eukaryota, Metazoa, Chordata, Actinopteri, Characiformes, Serrasalmidae. The transcript has 13 exons. The record is from RefSeq and is a predicted model, not a curated record.
CUUGCAGCCUGCAGCCCCGCUCCGUAAACAGGCCCCGUUAUUGUCCAGCAUGGCAGCGGCGCUGUCUAGAGCUCUCAAACUGCCCGGUAAGAAGAGCUCAGAGCUGGGUGAGUAUGACCCCCUGACACAGGCAGACAGUGAAGAUGACAGUGAGGAGGAUGACCUCGUGCUUAAUUACCCCCGCAACGGGCUGGGUCGGGGCAGCUGCCUGGGGCCAGGGGCAACAGACCCACGAGGCAGCAGGACAAGACUGGGGGAGGAGGAGGAGCUGGAGGAAGAGGAAGAGGAAGAAGAGAGGGGAGGAGGGCGGGGCAUGGGGACAGGGCUGAGGCAGGACGGGACAGGAGGAGGGGCAGGACCAGGGCAGGUGGGGGAUACAGAGGGUAAGAAGGCAAGGGCGCGAGGUGCCGCCCGAACCGCAGCGUUUCUUUUGCCCCUUGCCUGUGCCACACUGACUGUGCUGCUGUGUGCAUUCCUGGUGCCCUGCAGGCAGGGGGCACUACAACAGCACCCGCAGUGGGAGACCCAGUCAGGGGACGUGGGAGGUGUGACAUCACCUCCUCUAGCAUUAUGGGAUGUUGAUGGUGAUGGAAUGGAAGAUUUACUCAUCGCAGUCACCAAAAUCUCCAACAGCAGCCAGCCAAUCGGUUCCCUAGGCACCAGUAAAGAGUACAGUGUAGUAGCUCUGCGUGGAGUGAGUGGGGAUAUGAUAUGGAGUCAAUCUGUGAAGGAGCCUGUGUUCUCCAUUCAGUGUGGCCUGCAAACCGCUGCUGCCGAAGAUUCUGCUGCACAGAGAGAGAAUCCUCCACCUGUGUGUCUCCUCAUCACUCCAUCAUGCCUCACUGCCGUCAACGCGUCCUCAGGUAAGAAGCUGUGGAAAGUUCAGGCAGGGGAGGUGGAGUCUCGGGCUGUGGCUGUUCCUAACCUUCAGGGAGACGCAGUUCCAGACCUGCUGAUCGCUACUCUACCUGCAGACCAGAAUUCAGAUCUCUCUCUAGUUCUGCACUCAGGGUUGGACGGCUCUCUGAUUGGUCAGCCAGUGAACUUUACCCUCACAGCACAGGGAAAGCUCAUUGGUCCAUUGCUGCACGAGACGGCAGCAGGAGCGUAUUACAUCCUAUUUGGUUUAGGCACUGUAGAGGCUGUCUCUCUGAGGGAUAUUUACAGAAAGGCAACAGGCCGGAUAACACUGCCCCCCAGCCUUAGCCUGAGGGAUCCCCUCUGGGAGAAGCAGAGGAAGACCAACCAGUCCAUUCUACACAUCUACAGUGGUUCUGAGCCAGCUGAGUAUUUGCUGCCUCUGGUGGCUGGAGUGUGUAAUAACCAUAACAACCUAGAUCCUCUGUCUAACCGUAACUCCAGCCGCAGUGACUGGGUGUUGCUUAACUCUAACAGCAGGAUCUCCAUUAUCAGAGAGAGAGACACUCACACUGCCUGGAAAGUCAACUCUUCCGCCAUACACAGCCGUCCUGCUAUUGGUCAUUUUAAUGAUGAUGGAGUUCCUGACCUGCUCAUCCAACAAUCUGCCAAUGGAGUUCGAAAGAUUCAGAUUAUUGAUGGAGCUCGUGGUGUGUGUGUGUGGGAGGCAGAGUUUGUGUGUCCUCGUCUUGUUCUGGAAGGUUCCUCCAUUUUGACCACAGACGGCCAGUCUGUGUUUCUGUUCUGGGCUGGAGACCCUCUGCCCCCCUCCAGGAAUGCUACCAAGUUGAGUACAUCUGAGCCGGUUCUCCGCAGGCUUUUCCUUCUGCACCCGUCAUAUCCCACAAUCCUACAGCAGCUCAUCAGCACCACAGACACAGCGCUAACAGCUACAGUGAGCUAUCAGGAAGUGCAUAAGGACGCGUCCUAUGUGGUAGUUCUGUCCCGCCCUGUCUCUGGCCUGGGUCCGGGGGCUCAGGUGGUGAAGAGUUUGAGCGUGAGAGCAUCUCUGACAUCUGCACUGACCGUCCGUCUGGGACAGGACAGUAAAGCUAGUGGCCCACUUACACCCACCGCCUUCCAAAUCAACAAAUUCUUCAGACAGCUCUCCUUCAGACAGUGAGAGACUGUUAAAGCUCCUCCAUCACUAGCUAUGGAACCCUGCCACCAAGCAACAAGCAGACACCCAUAUGGAUCCUUUUGAACCCCUGUAGUUCAUGCAACUACAGCUCCGCUUUUAAAUCCAUUUUAUCCUGCAGCAUGCUGUAAACUUUAACUAAUCACUACCUAAGUGGCCAUUCCACUUUGUUUUUUUUUUAAGUGCGUAAGUGUGAUUGUAUUUAUUGGUAUUUAUUUCCCGGGUGCUGGUGAUGAUGUUUUGCUCAUUUAACUUGAAUGCAGAACUGACCGUAAAGACUACUAAUAAUGGUAUGUGAUCCACUGACUGUAAACAGUUUUUGUGACUUUUAAAGAAAUAUGUAUAUAUGGGAUAAAUGCAAAAUGAGGGCACUGAACACGUUCUGAACCUGAUGUAAAUAUAAUAUUCAAACCAGUGUUUUCGGAUAGGCCACUUCAGGCUAUGAAAUCUGCUUUUGCUUUAUUUGGAACCCUUUCAUCUUAAAUGGGAAUUCUUACAGUGGUGGUGAUAGGAACCAGACGUCUACAGUGCAAAUAUUGCCAUUUUAUUUACUAUUCAGAAUAACUGAUAAACAGACACAUGUCCUCAUAUGUUUUCUGAGUUUUUAUUUUGUAAUGUUGGUAAUGGUCAGUCGUAAAUCUUUUUGGAACUACUCUUCCUAAUCCCUGCCUGCAUCUCUCCACCAUGAAUUAUUUUUAAAAAAUAGUUUAGGUCAACAUUAUCUCAGAACUAUUAUAAAACAAUGUCUAAGACAUCAGGCAGUGUAUUUGUAACCAUUUUGUGUAACAGCUUUUUGUGACAGAGCUUUUAGAGGCAAUAAACUCUUCAGAUGUCUGAUUUCCCAUCACCACCACUGUGAACUAUUCUGAUGCAGUAAAUUCGUCUAGAACAGAGCACAACCAGAAAAAAGCUGGAGUGGUGUCAUAUCAAACUGAAUGAGUUUGAUUCUAAAUUUAAUUAUGCAGAAAUUUCUGUGUAUAUUCUUGAGUAUUUUACUUUUCCUUUAUUCACUCGAGCUGAUGUUCUUUUCUCUCAGUUAACGCCACCUGAAUGUGAUAUGUAGAUAUGUGGCUCUAUUGCUGUACAGUAGAUCUAUUUAUUGCACUCAUCAAAGCACUGGAAAGUUACUUUUCCUGCAAUUCUUGUGCAAGAAACUAAACCAAGCUCUUGUAGAAUAGAGACCUUUGGUUCAUGUUUUGUUUGAAAUGGAUUUCAAAUUGCUGCAAUAUUUUGAGUUAGCUGAACAGAACAAUAAAAACCAUUGCGCUGCUAAAGACUCUA